GAACCCUUUUCAGGCUACAAUAUUGACUUUGCUCCAAGUGGACCGGAGGUGGGAAUGACAUAUUUCCACCUCGUCAGAAAAGACGAGGAGACACACACCUGCAGAACAGACGACGUGCCUCCAUCUUUCAUUCAUCCAACAUUUUGUGUCCCAACCAACGGAGCAGCUGUGGAAAAAGAAGAAGCCGGCGCAUGAAGAUUCACAGCUGCUGGUUGCGCUGUUAGAACGAAACGAGAGAGAUGAACACGUUGAACGCGAUGUCAAGCGCAUUGAAGACGCGUGUCCUCACAGCUGGCCGUGAAUCACACAGGCGCCGGCUCUUUUAACACGCUCGUAGAGGCUUUGGAGGGUUUCUGCGCGGAGUCGAGUUUGGUUUUAUCGUGUGACAUCUGGUCGCUCCACCACCAUCACACACUGCCUCCACACAUGCACCAAAACACUGGAUAAUCACCUCCCAGCCUCAGUGAUUUCCACAUUACGUGGCAGCAGUCAUGCAGAGGAUGCUCCCUUCACAGACACAGACACUCGCCGCCUUUAGAUGAAACCGCACAUCUGUGUGUAAGUCAUAUUACGGGUCAGCGUCUGCCAAGCAGACGUGCUGUCAUCAGCAGAUACUCCGCCGGCGUGAACACCGGGACCGGGCCCAUGUCUAGUGUGUCUGUCAGUCAGUCCAGCAUGCAAUCACUGAGGAAUGCCUUUGUUCUGCAGACGAGAGAGACGUGAGCUGGACCCACUUUGGGUGCAGAGUAGCUGCAGAGGCCUUUUGCCCCCGCUUCCUGUUCCACUGUCUUUGUGUGGAGGGAAAUAUUUCGAAGGAAGUGUCUCCAACCCAAAGGCCCCUCUUUACAGACAUCACUCCAGCUCUUCUCCUGUGUCCACUGUUUGAUUUGCAUUUUCUUGGUGUUGGAGGGUUCUUGUCUUGUCUGAAGUUGAAGGAAUACUGUUAUCUGGGCAUCCUCAACGGUAAUUAGGUUUCCAGUAUCUUCUUUCCCUCUCUAGCUGCCUCUGAGCACACAUUAGAUAUUAUCUGACUGUAAAGUGCUCGCAGACAUCAGUAACUCGACACACGUUACUUUGCUGUUCAGGAAAUGCUCGGCCGUAAGCGAAUGAAUCACUCUAGCAACGACCCCCGCGACCCCGCACUGGUGUGGUGUCUCUGUCUCUGUAGAGUGGCUGCAGCAGAUGGUGCCCGGUUGUAAUCACAACGAUGGCGGCGGUGUCACGCUUUCAGGGGAGGAUUAGGUCGGUUCGGGCUUCUGCUCCCCUUCACUCCACGGUGGUCAUCGGGAGGUGGAGGGAGCCACUCAGGUUAGCCUGCAGGAGGGUAAACAGCUGACUGUGCAGUAAUGCCACAUGAAGUGUGCACGUGAGGCAGCUGCAGGCUAAGAUGCUGGGCCAUCCAGCUCUUAUCCAGCUCCACUCAGCAGUGGAAUUCCCCUCUCUCUCUCUCGCUCUCUCUCUCGCUCUCUUUCUCGCUCUCUCUCUUGCUUUCUCUCUUUUUUUUAUUGGGUUAAAAGAGUCCAAUUUUAGAGCCGAGACAAAAGGCGGCUUCACUCGACCCCGGAGAGCACAUCACAGAGCAAAUGUGUGAAAAUGAUUGAAGAGUCCUGUGUGUGUGCGAGGGGGUGAUUUAGGGCGGCGUGCUUGUGGCGUUCAGCUGGUUUAUUACCCGCCUGUCUCGUCCUCCCUCCCUCCCUCGCUGUCCCACCGCUCUCUGCUGAUUGAAAGCGCCCGCUGGAGCGCGAUGCUGUCCGUGUGCAGGAGGGCGACGGCUCUCGGGUCGAUGGAGGCUGUGGCGUCGACGCCGGUGUGCGUGUAAAGCGCUGCCUGGGCCCAUUGAUUCACCGGCUAAUUACAGACAUGAUGUGGGGUCGCAGGGCGGCUUGGAUCCGCCAGGCUGUCGGAGCCCUGUUUAUUCUGCAACCAUGUUGUGUUUGCAGCGUUGGGCAUGAGUCAAACUACAAAAAGGCUCCGAACGCACAUUGAAAUGAGGAUACAGCAGCAGUUUGACUCCGUCGCACACUCUCGAGCUCACCCUUGUCUGACCUCACAUCCUCCUCAGACAAACACAUUCGCAGCGUUAAACAAAUCAAUACAGGAGUGACGCUGCCUUCAGCUCUGAAUCCUUUGGGCUCGUUUUGGAGCUUUUCCCAUCGAAUGGAAACGCUCGGAUUGAUCCGACGCCUCGCGGAGCAGCUGCACUCUCUGGGAAUACCUGCACGCACACAUGCAUGUCUGUGAAGUCUGAUCUACGCUUGGAGAGUCUGUCGGAGCCAGACAGAGCUAAUGGGAUAAUGACAUAUGCAACAGAUGAGUCAUUUAACGGGAGCUGAGGGAACGAAAACCACAGCUCUGUGCAGCUCUGGAUGUGGAUCGCAGUGUUCUGUACAAGAUGAAGAAGUCUGUGAAGGCAAUCUACGCGUCUGGCCUGGCCCACGUCGAGAACGAGGAGCAGUACACGCAGGCCCUGGAGAAGUUUGGAGAGAACUGCGUCUACAGAGACGACCCUGACUUGGGAUCAGCCUUCCUCAAGUUUUCGGUCUUCACCAAGGAGCUCACUGCGCUCUUCAAGAACCUGUUCCAGAACAUGAACAACAUCAUCACCUUUCCUCUGGACAGUCUGCUGAAAGGAGACCUGAAGGGAGUCAAAGGGGAUCUGAAGAAGCCUUUUGACAAAGCCUGGAAGGACUAUGAGACUAAAGUCUGCAAAGGACAUUCUUUACUGAAAGGCACCAAGAUCGAGAAGGAGAAGAAGGAGCAUGCGAGGCAGCACGGGAUGAUCAGGACGGAGAUCAGCGGGGCGGAAAUCGCCGAAGAGAUGGAGAAGGAGAGGAGGUUCUUCCAGCUACAGAUGUGUGAGUAUCUCCUCAAGGUCAACGAGAUCAAAAUCAAGAAAGGCGUGGACCUGCUGCAGAACCUCAUCAAGUACUUCCACGCUCAGUGCAAUUUCUUUCAGGACGGUCUGAAAGCUGUGGACAACCUGAAGCCUUCCAUAGAGAAACUAGCCACAGACCUGCACGCGAUCAAGCAGGUGCAGGACGAGGAGAGGAAGCAGCUGACUCAGCUGCGUGACGUGCUGAAGUCGGCGCUCCAGGUGGAGCAGAAGGAGGACUCCCAGGCGCGUCAGAGCACCACCUACAGCCUCCACCAGCCACAGGGGAACAAGGAGCACGGCACCGAGCGCAGCGGUUACCUUCACAAGAAAAGCGAUGGAUUGAGGAAAGUUUGGCAGAAGAGGAAGUGCACGGCGAAGAACGGAUAUCUGACCAUCUCACACGGCACGGCUAACCGACCACCAGCUAAACUCAACCUGCUCACCUGCCAGGUGAAGCACAAUCCUGAGGAGAAGCGGAGUUUUGAUCUCAUAUCACAUGACAGAACGUAUCACUUCCAGGCCGAGGACGACCAGGACUGUCAGAUCUGGAUCUCUGUGCUCCAGAACAGCAAGGAGGAGGCGCUGAAUCAGGCCUUCAAAGGGGACCAGCACGUGGGCGAGAACAACAUCGUGCAGGAGCUGACCAAGGCGAUCCUGGGAGAAGUCAAGAGGAUGACGGGGAACGACGUGUGCUGUGACUGCGGCGCUCCAAACCCGACGUGGCUGUCCACCAACCUGGGCAUUCUCACCUGCAUCGAGUGCUCGGGGAUCCACAGGGAGCUGGGAGUGCACUACUCCAGAAUCCAGUCGCUCACUCUGGAUGUGCUCAGUACCUCGGAGCUCUUGCUGGCCAAGAAUGUGGGGAAUGCAGGCUUUAAUGAAAUCAUGGAGGCGUCGUUGGGCGCCGAAAAUGUGGUGAAACCCAACCCAGCGAGCGACAUGCAGGCGAGGAAGGACUUCAUCACCGCCAAGUACACGGAGAAGCGCUUUGCCAGGAAGAAAUGUCCCGACGUGCCGUCGCGGCUCCGCACGCUCUGCGACGCCGUGAAGGCGCGGGACAUCUUCUCUCUCAUCCAGGUCUACGCUGAGGGGGUGGACCUCAUGGAGCCCAUUCCUCUGGCCAACGGACACGAGCAGGGGGAGACGGCGCUGCAUCUCGCUGUCAGACUGGUGGACAGAACGUCUCUCCACAUCGUCGACUUUCUCACUCAGAACAGCUUGAACCUGGACAAGCAGACGGCCAAGGGCAGCACAGCUCUACACUACUGCUGCCUCACCGACAACAGCGAGUGUCUGAAGCUGCUGCUGAGGGGGAAGGCGUCCAUAGACAUCGCUAAUGAAGCCGGGGAGACGCCGCUGGAUAUCGCUCGAAGGCUCAAACACCUACAGUGUGAAGAGCUGUUGAACCAAGCGCUAGCAGGGAAAUUCAAUGCCCACGUCCACGUCGAGUACGAAUGGUGUCUGCAGCAUGAAGACCUGGAUGAGAGCGACGAAGAUCUGGACGAGAAGCCCAGCCCUCACCGCCGAGACGAGCGGCCGGUCAGCUGUUACACCCCCAACAGCAACUCCCACGUCCAGUCCAACCUGGGCUCCGGAGGCCGGGAAGCCGCCAAACAGCGGGCCUUCGUGCCCAACCUGGUCAACAACGAGACGUACGGCACCAUCCUCAGCACCAGCGCGCCUGCGCCAUCCGGCGUGGCUGCUCCGCCUCUGCCCCCGAGGAACCUGGUCCAGAUAUCCAGCCUGGGGGGGAUCAGCCAGUCCUCACCGUCCAGCAGCUGGAAGCCUGGCUCCCUAGACCUGGUUGGCAGACAGAGGUCGUGCUCAGACCCCCCCAACAUGCACCCUCCCGCCCCCCCCAUGAGACUUACCUCAACCACAGGUCUGGUUCCUCCGUCUGUGGUGAAGUUGGAAGCUAUGAGCAUUCAGUCCAAGACGGGCCAGGGACCACCAGGUUCCCGGGCAGCGCCACCCAAAUCCCCUGCAGGCAACGAUAAAAGCUUCGGCAGAGGACCUCUGAAUCGCACGGCGUCCACCGAGAGACCAGCUAAGGAAGUGCCAGGAUGCCCCCAGAACUCCGUCGGUCAGUCUCUCCCUCCAGCCCCCAUGCCGAGGAAGGCCUACCCAAAACAGAGGCCAAAGCGGGUCAAAGCCAUCUACAACUGCAUCGCCGACAACCCAGACGAGCUGACCUUCUCCGAGGGCGAGGUGAUCGUGGUGGACGGAGAGGAGGACCAGGAGUGGUGGCUGGGACACAUCGAAGGAGACUCACUGAGAAGAGGAGCCUUCCCGGUUACGUUUGUGCACUUCAUCGUCGACUGAGCGCUCUUCCUGGUUUGCAGCGGCCCUCCUUCACCGUUUGGGACGGCCAGCCAGCAAAACAAGCGCCAUUGUCUCCUUUGUUAUGUGUCAAUAAUGAACAGAUCCUGGCACCACAGACGUCAUUGCUGCGUCAGCACCUUUGGCUGAAACCUGUGCCCGAAAGCCUGGAUAAUAUAUCUGACAUGGACUCUGACUUAAAAGAAAAAAAUCUGAUUGUAGGGAAUGACCUCUCCUAAUAAAUGCACUUUCCUUGUCUUUAUCAACUCAAGACACGUGACAUAAUGAAGGUUGUAUGUGCAGUAUUAGUUUUAUCAUUUUCUGAUCAGCUACAUUGUACCUGUUAAAGUACGAAAGGCUACAACAGUGUCGUUCAUCUUCUUACCAACUGUAAAUGUGAACUUAGUCUUACAUUCCACCUGUGCAUGAGCUGCUAGGUGUAGCUUUGACUCUGUAGUAGCCCUCCUGCAGGGAGGUUUUCCUAAUGGUGCUAAGUGAACCCUGGAAUAUGCCACAACCUGAACCCGAGGCAGCGAUUCCUUGCUCCUGUGUCAAGGAUGGACUGGCGUUGGAAGGGGGGAUGCUGUGUGUGUGUGUGUGUGUAUAGAGAGUAAUAGAGCUGCAGGUGAACGUCUGCCUGCGUUAUUCCAGGAAAUGUUUGAAACCAUGACUUCAGUUCCCCCCAUGAUUAUUAUUUUUUUAAUAAAAAGAUGACAUUGAGUGGAGCUGCAGCAGAUGGUAAUUAUCCUUGCCGAGUCUGGCACCUCGGGCUGUCUUCGCCUGCCAUUUGCCUUAUUAGAGUAGGAGCAAGCGUGUGUGUGUGUGUGUGUGUGUGAGUGUUACUUGUCCGCAGAGAAUGAAUAAAUAUUGAUGAGGGGAAAGGUGUGGGGAUGUGACGCGAACUGAGUUAGCUGUGACUUAAUUCGCUUCCUCUUGCCUUCCUCGAGUGCCGGCAGGUUGUGUUAAGUCUCAUCUUUGAGUCUGGCUCUACCAACCAGACAUGGAGGAGGCUCCUUCCUCCAGCUAACGCUUCCAUAUCUGUAUAUUUCUAGGGUUAAAUCGUGUAGAAAGAUGAAUUUAUCUAUAGCCUUGUGAAAUAAAUAUAAAUCGGACAACGUAAUUAACUUUAGUCUCGGUUGCAGAGCAACUUUGUUUGUUCAUAAUGUUGAUAUUUAGGCAUUUAACCAGAAACCAGAGCCUUCCAUGUAUUUGUUAAUGACAAGAAGAAGCAUGUGGAUCGCGGCUGAUCCACUCACUUCACAUUUAAGAUUAACUCACUGGAAUAAUCUAUCCAUGUACAUACGUUGUUUUGUCGAUAUUUAAGUGUAUCACGUUUAAUGCACUGUGGGCCUCGGCUGGACCUGCGUGGGUGGUCAACAUUACACUCGUGCACAAACUGCAAGAAAUAAUCUCACUUUGUUUUCAUUCGCCGUCUGUGGAUCACUGCAUCAACUCUUAACUUUAUUGUGCAAGUACAUGGGAAAAUGAAACUGGAAGAAUAAAAUAUGAAACCAUAAA
This is a messenger RNA of Betta splendens (Siamese fighting fish), 6712 nucleotides long. RefSeq names its product ArfGAP with SH3 domain, ankyrin repeat and PH domain 2a (gene asap2a). The transcript is spliced from 29 exons. The coding region runs from base 2393 to 5197 and encodes 934 amino acids. Gene Ontology annotation, biological process: positive regulation of GTPase activity. NCBI's taxonomy places the organism in Eukaryota, Metazoa, Chordata, Actinopteri, Anabantiformes, Osphronemidae. Gene Ontology annotation, molecular function: GTPase activator activity; protein binding. The record is from RefSeq and is a predicted model, not a curated record. Gene Ontology annotation, cellular component: cytoplasm.